GCGGACGACUUCGUCCGAGCGAACGCCUGCAAUAAGCUGACCAUCAUCGCCGAGCAGAUCCGGUCCUUGCAGGAGCAGGCUCGGAAGGUCUUGGAUGAAGCUAACAGAGAUGCUGAUCUGCACCACGUGGCCUGCAACCUUGUGAAGAAGCCAGGAAACGUUUACUACAUGUACAGGCGGGAGAGUGGCCAACGAUACUUCUCCAUCCUGUCUCCUAAGGAGUGGGGGACCAGUCCCCAUGAGUUUCUCGGUGCCUAUAAGCUCCAGCACGACAUGUCCUGGACUCCGUUUGAGGACAUUGAGAGACGAGAUGCUGAAAUGGACAUCCUGGACAAGCUGCUGAGCCGGCAGGCAGCACUGCCCCCGUGUACGGAGCCCAACUUCCAGGGCCUGACCAAGUGA
Molecule: messenger RNA, 402 nt
Organism: Tauraco erythrolophus (red-crested turaco)
Lineage: Eukaryota; Metazoa; Chordata; Aves; Musophagiformes; Musophagidae
Source: RefSeq, a predicted model, not a curated record